AUGUCGACGGCAGGUAUAACAAUUAAUAACACUGCCUUGCCCAUACUAUUUACAAAUAACUCGCGGUCGUAUACCGAGGUUUUACGUAGCAAUGAUACACACGCGACUAUAACGACGGAGGAUUGGAAUGUGACAACACCGGUGUUUGACAGUCCAUACCCACCAAGCGGCUACACCGGGGAACGCAUAAUACUGGCAGCCAUUUUCACAAUUAUUCUUGUAUUCGGUAUUGUGUUCGGUAACACGCUCGUCUGUAUCGCGAUAUUGAGAGAACGCUCGCUGAAAGGCAUUCAGAACUGGUUCUUGUUGUCGCUUGCUGUCAGUGAUUUGAUGGUAGGCGUGUUGAUUAUACCUUUUGGUAUUACUAACGAGUUGAUGGGCUAUUGGAUUUUCGGCUUAUGGUGGUGUCAUAUAUGGCUCGUGAUGGACGUAAUGGCGUGCACAGCAUCUAUACUCAACCUUUGCCUCAUCAGCCUCGACCGCUACUGGUCCAUCACCCAGGCGCUGGAAUAUGCGAAACGUCGCACGCCGCGCCGUGCAGCAUUCAUGAUUGCAUCGGUGUGGAUUCUAUCGGGAAUAAUAUCAAUACCACCGCUGUUCGGUUGGCGGUCUGACGAACCAGCCGACCCCAUUUACCCGAUUUGCUUAUUAAGCGAAGAUACCGGAUAUAUAUUAUAUUCUACAAGUGGCUCGUUCUUUGUGCCGGCAUUCGUCAUGAUCGUCGUUUACAUCCGCAUUUGGUACGCCGCGAAACACAGAGCCCGGACGUCAUUGAGGAUGGGGAAAGUUGAAAAGAGAUCAAAACAUACGGACAAGACGAAAACUGAGAACAAUAAAAAUAAACAUGAAAUUCCAAUGAAAAGAAGGGACUAUCAGAAAAUAUCGGCGGAUGACGUUACGACCUCGAGCCCGUCCAGUCCUGGAAUAAGUACACGAGGCGGAAUAUCAGUCACUGACAUUGAACCUACCACGAUCACUACCAUAAAUGAGUACAACGAUAAAAACUCCACCAAUUCCUCGCAGAACAAAAAACUACCAAUGGUCCAGGUAUUACAGCUGAAGAAGUCGAAUCAGCAAACCAACCAUAACAUCAUAGCUAGAAGUCAUAACCUUGCUGCGGACACGGAGAGGCAGAAACGAAAAGUGGCACAGGCAAAGGAACGCAGAGCAACAUUCGUGUUGGGUGUCAUUAUGGGUACAUUUCUUUUAAUGUGGUACCCUUUUUUCCAACUGUAUGUUGUCUUUGCGCUUUGCAAAGUGUGCAAUAUUCCAGAGUUACUCUUCAAGUUUUUCUUUUGGGUCGGUUACUGCAACAGCGCACUGAACCCUGUCAUAUACACAAUUUUCAACCGCGACUUCAACCGAGCCUUCAGAAAAAUAGUACAAUGCAAGUGA
Messenger RNA from Saccoglossus kowalevskii, 1395 nucleotides. RefSeq names its product alpha-2C adrenergic receptor-like. Gene Ontology annotation, molecular function: adrenergic receptor activity. Gene Ontology annotation, cellular component: plasma membrane. The record is from RefSeq and is a predicted model, not a curated record. Gene Ontology annotation, biological process: G protein-coupled receptor signaling pathway. NCBI's taxonomy places the organism in Eukaryota, Metazoa, Hemichordata, Enteropneusta, Harrimaniidae.